CUGCCCUGCAGAGGAGUCUCAAGCCCAGGAGGAAGGCGCUUCAGCUGCCCACAGACUAUUGGAGAACUUUCCCAGGAAGAUGGUGAAGUGGUUCCGUGUGAUCCUUGCAGUGACCUUGAUGAUGGACUGGAGAGGCUGGGCUCUCGAGAGCUGUCUCCAGGAGCAGCAGAGGCUCAAGGACCAGCUGAGAGUCCUGGAGGCGCGGGUCAAGCAGCAACAGACCAAGAUCGAGCAGCUCCUUCGGGAACACGAGCUCCAGCUGCUGGACAGGGGAGAAGAAAAGAGCUUCCGCCAUGUGGGAGGAAAGAGGCGAUAUGCAGACUGUUCAGAGAUAUUCAAUGAUGGACACAAGCUCAGUGGUUUCUACAAAAUCAAGCCCGUGCAAAGCCCGGUCGAGUUCUCCGCUUACUGCGACAUGACAGAUGGAGGAGGCUGGACAGUGGUUCAAAGGCGUGUGGAUGGCUCAGAGAAUUUUGACAGGAACUGGAACGACUAUGAGAAAGGUUUUGGAAAUUUCGUCCAAAAAAAUGGCGAAUACUGGCUUGGGAAUAAAAACCUCCACUUCCUGACCACCCAACGAGACUACACCCUGAAGAUCGAGCUGGCCGACUUCGAAGGAGAACACCGCUUCGCACAAUAUGAAAGCUUCCGAGUCGGCGAUGAACAGAGCGCCUACGAGCUGAGCUUCAGGGAAUACUCGGGCACUGCGGGAGACUCGCUGUCCGGGAGCUUCCAUCCUGAGGUCCAGUGGUGGGCCAGUCACCUGCGGAUGAAGUUCAGCACCAGAGACCGAGAUAACGACAACUACUCGGGCAACUGUGCCCAGGACGACAAAGCAGGCUGGUGGUACAACAGGUGCCACUCAGCAAACCUCAAUGGUCUGUACUACAGAGGGGCCUACACUGGCGACACGGACAACGGCAUUGUUUGGUACACUUGGCACGGCUGGUGGUAUUCCCUGAAAUCUGUCGUUAUGAAGAUCAGGCCCCGUGAUUUUGUGCCCAACGUCAUCUAACUGUGCACCCGAGCUCUGGUUUCUCCAUCAUCUGUAAUAAAAACUCGCCUGCCAUCCCAAGCGGGUGACGGAGCUUGGCAAAGGC
Messenger RNA from Gracilinanus agilis (Agile Gracile Mouse Opossum), 1100 nucleotides. It is a transcript of the gene FGL1, whose product is annotated as fibrinogen like 1. Bases 80 to 1015 code for a protein of 311 amino acids. The record is from RefSeq and is a predicted model, not a curated record. The transcript has 8 exons. Gene Ontology annotation, biological process: negative regulation of T cell activation; regulation of immune response. Lineage: Eukaryota; Metazoa; Chordata; Mammalia; Didelphimorphia; Didelphidae.